This is a messenger RNA of Helobdella robusta, 915 nucleotides long. RefSeq lists its product as hypothetical. The record is from RefSeq and is a predicted model, not a curated record. NCBI's taxonomy places the organism in Eukaryota, Metazoa, Annelida, Clitellata, Rhynchobdellida, Glossiphoniidae. The annotation marks the transcript as partial. Gene Ontology annotation, molecular function: GTP binding; GTPase activity. The transcript has 5 exons. Gene Ontology annotation, biological process: positive regulation of TOR signaling; regulation of autophagy; cellular response to amino acid stimulus. Gene Ontology annotation, cellular component: Gtr1-Gtr2 GTPase complex; nucleus; lysosome.
GUUUUGUUAAUGGGAAAAAGUGGAGCAGGAAAGACCAGCAUGAGAUCCAUCAUCUUCGCAAAUUUCAUCGCCAAAGAUACUCGGAGAUUAGGCGCUACAAUUGAUGUUGAACAUGCACAUGUAAGGUUUCUUGGAAACCUAAUUUUGAAUUUGUGGGAUUGUGGUGGACAAGAAGCAUUCAUGGAGAGCUUCAUAUCUAACCAACGUGACAACAUAUUCAAGAGCGUUGAAGUUCUCAUUUAUGUCUUUGAUGUUGAAAGUCGAGAACUUGAGAAAGACUUGGAGAAUUACAAAGCAUGUUUAGAUGCUCUUCGGCAAAAUUCGCCUGAAGCUAAAAUAUUUUGCUUAGUUCACAAAAUGGAUUUAAUACCUCUCGAUCAACAACAAGCCUUAUUUGAUGAACGAAAGAAUAUCUUAAUUCAAAAUUCGGCACCUAUGAAAUGUGUCUGUUUUGCAACAUCAAUCUGGGAUGAGACAUUGUACAAAGCAUGGUCUACCAUUGUAUAUCAGUUAAUUCCUAAUAUUAAUCAAAUUGAAUCUAGUUUGGUGAAAUUUGCUGAGGUACUUGAAGCAGAUGAAAUAUUACUUAUUGAAAAAGCUACUUUCCUAGUAAUAUGCCACUGUGAACGCAAAGCUCAUCCAGAUGCACAACGAUUUGAAAAGAUAAGUAAUAUUAUCAAACAGUUUAAAAUCAGCUGUAGUAAAGUAACUGCUGUUUUCAAUAGCAUAGAAGUUCGAAACUCCAAAUUUGCUGCUUACAUAGAAAGCUUUACACCCAACACUUAUGUCAUGGUAGUCACCUCAGAUCCUGAACUCACUUCAGUAAUGACGCUUAUGAAUAUCCACAAUGGGAGAAAACAUUUUGAAAAGCUUGAAAAAGUUGAAGCCAAACAGUCACUGCUGGGAACAAGAUGA